CAUAAAUACAGUAGUUAUUUUAAAUUUUCUCAAUUCAUUUUGAUUUGAAUGCACUCAGUCGGUUUAAUACUUUGUCAAACUGAAUAAAUGAACCAAUCGAAACGAGAAAGUAAAUGAAAUAAAGUACAAAAGUGGUGCUCUGUACUUUUCUUUUCUUGUCUUCUAAAUAAAGAAGAACAACUAACUCACAAUUGAAUCUUGAACAAAAUUUGCACAUUUCAAAUUCACAACUUCAUUCAUUCAUUCAUUUAAACAAUGGAUUAUUUGUAUAAUGAAUUAAAUAAUUUACAAUGUUUAUCAAUUAAUGAAUUGCCAAGAUUAGAGAAAUUAACUGAGAACAAUUUAAGAUAUAAAACAGAUAUUGUUUUUACCACACCGGAAUUAUUAACUUUGCUAAGAAGAUUAUGUUAUAAAUUUGGUAUCAUUAAAGCAGCGCAUCAUUUUGCUGAUCAAAUGAAAAAUAAUCAAUUAAAUUUGAAUUUCUCAAAUUUAAUCUCUCAAGGACAUUGUUUAUUAAAACAAUUACAUGAUCAAUUUUCAGUUCCGAAUGUGACCAAAAUUAUUGGGACUAGUAUUGUAUCGGAAUUAGAGAAAAUUUAUGAAAAAUUUGUCAGUUAUGAAAAUCAGUUGAAUGUAUUCUAUGAAAUGGCUUGUAAACAAAUUGAAAAGACCAAUAUUCGAUUGAAUGUGACACAACCAUCCACUGCUACUUAUCUAACUAAUUUAAACUAUAUUGAUUUGAACAUGGAUGGACAAGACUAUGAUUUCAUUAAUCAAGGAACACGAGCUCGAAUUGCACCACGAUUUAAUAUUCCUAAUUAUGAUCAAUUAACUUGUGAUGAUGUAUUUAAUCAAUCAAAUAAAAUUUAUGAAACAAACAAGAAUGAUGAUUUUGUUACACGACGUCAACCAACUAUUCAGGAACGAGCAGGAAUAUGUACCAAAUUUCCUGGUGAAUCAGAGACUCAUUCAGCAUAUAUAAAACCAAAUCGUUGUGUAUCGGAAGUUUUAACAAAUCACGGUCAAUCACGUGUGUGUAAACCAGGCUAUCGAGUGAAUCCACAACCAGAUAUUAAACUAGACGGUUACGGUCCAGUUGAACGGCGUGCAUUGAACGAAGUAGAACAGACAGAGUAUCAAGGUGAAUAUCUUUGGCCAGAUGGUAGGAAGAUACACACAUCUCCAUGGGAUAGAUCACGUGAAUUCAAUUGUUUGUAAUUAAUAAUUUUGUGCUGAAUUCAUGAAUAGAAUUAUCAUAAACAAUAAAAAUAU
Molecule: messenger RNA, 1272 nt
Organism: Schistosoma turkestanicum
Lineage: Eukaryota; Metazoa; Platyhelminthes; Trematoda; Strigeidida; Schistosomatidae
Source: the annotation of a GenBank genome assembly